CUGCUGCUGCUGCUCUGGCUGCCGGCGGGUUGCCUCUCCCUGCUGGUGACAGUGCAGGACRUUGAGCGUUACACCACUCUGUUUGCCAGUGUGGUCCUCAAGUGUGACUACAGCACCUCUGCGCAGCUGCAGGACGUCGUGGUGACCUGGCGCUUCAAAUCCUUCUGCAAGGACCCCAUCUUUGACUACUACUCAACCUCGUACCAGGCCGGGUUAGCCCUUGGCCAGGAUCCAUCUAAUGACUGCAAUGACAACCAGCGGCAGGUACGCGUUGUCAUCCAGAAGUAUGGGCAGAAUGAGCCUGUGCUGGGCGUCGACUACCGCCAGCGCAAGAUCACCAUUCAGAACCGGGCAGACCUUGCCAUCAGUGAGGUCAUGUGGUGGGACCAUGGCGUGUACUACUGCACCGUGGAAGCACCGGGAGAUACAUCAGGCGACCCGGACAAGGAAGUUAAGCUAAUUGUUCUCCACUGGCUCACCGUACUCCUUAUCGUCCUUGGUGGGCUCCUCCUUAUCCUGCUGAUCGGAGUGUGCUGGUGCCAGUGCUGCCCCCAGUACUGCUGCUGCCACGUCCCGUGCGCCUGCUGCCCCCGGCGCUGCUGCUGCAAUGAGGAAGCACUGGAACGGCAUCACUUCAUGAAGCAGGCUCGUGCACUGGCACCCUGGAUGUCACCUAACAUGAUCUACAAAGGUGGUGAUGGGAAUUCCCAACUUUCUUCUUACAAGCUGAACCCUCUGCUGCAACGAGACGUGUCUCUGCAUAGCAGCAUUCCACUGGUGCAGCCACAAGGCCAGCUUUUUUCUAACAAGGGUGUCUUGGACUACCUGGAGUCCGAAAUCCAGAACCUUAACCUGUCCUCCCACCAGCGGCAGGCCGUGCCGCACGCAAGCCUGCUCUCCUCCCUGGGCUCCGACAUUGCGGAUCACCGGGAGCCGCGACUGCCGCCUCACGUCGACCCUGUCCCCUCCGUGCACAGCAGCAGCAACUCCUCCCGCCCGCACAGAGAUGCCCACACGCCGCGGCCCUGGGACUCCCCGGCGGAGAAGCAGAGGGAGCCCCGGCCGUGGCCUCGGCACCCUGACCAGGAUUUCCACUCCAGCCGCGGCCGCGAGCCCUGGGCCAGGCAGCAGGAGGAACGCGCAGCGAGGCAGGGCUACGACGGCCGGCCCUGGCGCCCCAGGCAGGAUGUGUCACCCGUGCGCCACGCCGACAGGGCCAAGAGCAGCAGCAGCAGCAGCAGUUUCUACCCAGAAGAGAGCAAGGAGCGCUCCGGCCAGCGGCGGGAGCCGCGAGAGCCGCCCGCGGGGCGGCGAGACUACCAGCACCACGCGAGGAGGGCCGAGGGCUCCGGCCACCGGCCGCGCAGCUACUCGCCACCAUCCCGGCGAGGCUCGUGGAGCUCCUCUGAAGAGCAGGUCCGAGUCCCGGCGGCAAACCGCAAGCGGCACCGCCGGUCCCGGGAGCGGCCCGAGGACAAACCGCCCAGUUACCGCUCGCUAGAAGUCCUCCCGGACCGGGACGGCAAGCACCGAGACGGCGCGGAGCCGCGCUCCGAGCGAGCAAGUUCCCGCAGUGGAAGAAGCAUAGUCAUUUAAUGUCGAUGCUCCAAGACCUGAGAUUUCCACUAAACUCCUCUUAACUGUCCCACCCUGUAGGCUGGGAUGGCUCCUUUUGAUUGGACAGGCAACAAGCAAAAACUCAGUUUCUUCCCAUGAAACUUGUAACUCUCAGGAAUCUAUGUUUAGUGCCCAUGAAAGCAAUACCUAAUGCAUUCUUACUGCUGUUUUGAUCUGCAAACUUAGGUUUGCACUGGGCUGUGGCCUGUUGAAAACAGCCUGUUGGAAAUGAAGUAGUUCUAGUGGCAUUGAACAAAAGGUUAUAUUCCCAACCUUUAAAUAAAGGAAGUAGUUGUCCUUUUUGGGUGCUCUGGCAUGGCAGGGAGCCCAGCCCGUAGAAGAUCCUUCACACACUGCUCACUGGUAAAUGGCUCAGGGACUCAGAGUUGUCUAAUCACGGAGCAGUACAUUAAUUUGGGUUGGACGAAACCUCUGGCAGUCAUCUGGCCUGGCCCUCUGGCC
Molecule: messenger RNA, 2079 nt
Organism: Nothoprocta perdicaria
Lineage: Eukaryota; Metazoa; Chordata; Aves; Tinamiformes; Tinamidae
Gene: ILDR1
Product: immunoglobulin like domain containing receptor 1
Exons: 8
Cellular component (GO): plasma membrane
Molecular function (GO): high-density lipoprotein particle receptor activity
Source: RefSeq, a predicted model, not a curated record